Messenger RNA from Vitrella brassicaformis, 2753 nucleotides. NCBI's taxonomy places the organism in Eukaryota, Vitrellaceae. The record is from the annotation of a GenBank genome assembly.
CUCGUCACGCACGGGUGUGGUGUGCAACAAAUGCAUCAUCCAUCGUCACGUCAUGUCACGUCCAGACAGGCGCGAAACACGAUUUAGCUAUACAGCACACGAAUAAAACCAUCACGAAAGCAGACAGGACAGGACAGGACAGGACCUCUCUCUCCUUUGCACCGCACCCAUCCGAUGGAUCCGAUCUCACAGCCGCUGCUGCUGUGUUGACGUCACCUGAGAGCACACAGUUUCGCAGGUGGAUAUGUAUAAAAACAAACGUGUGUCCGUCGCGGGCUGGACUGUCCGUGUGUUUGUCUGACCUUGACAUCGACGAGUCUGCCGCCCCGGAGCAGCUGCAGCUUGACUGUAUCGCCAGUGCGGUAACCCAUGCUCUCAAACACCUGGACACACGCAAGCAACCAAGAAUCAACCGAGUGUGUCUGUGUUGGCGUGUUGGUGCCCCUGUCCUGUGUUCGGGUGUGCAAUGGUGUACCUCGAAGUGUGAGUAGACAGGCUGCCCGUUGACAGAGAGGAUGAGGUCCCCACUCCGGAUGCCCGCCUCCUCUGCUGGCGUGCCACCCUUCACCUGUGUGGUAAGACGACGCACGCUCCAUGCACACACCCUCCCUCCCUCCCUCCCUCCUGCUUGCUGCCCAUACCAUCCAGACACACACAUGCCUCACCUCACCUGAGCGACGAGGACGCCUCUCCUUGCCUUCUCCCCCCCUGGAUGGUGGUGGGUGUCGGGGGUGUGUGCCGCCUUGGGGUGCAGCAGCUUGUCCCAGAACCGGCCGGCGCCCGACCCGCUGCCCUCAUCCUUCUGAACCGUCUCCUCGCCCUCUACCUCAUCCACAUGAUCCUUCAACACCAUACCUGAACACGACACGUACAAACAAAGAAGCUGAGCUGGUACAAACUUGCUGAUGUCACGUCACGGCAUCCAUCCAUCCUACCGAGGUAUGGGAAGGUCCAAGAGCCCGUCUCUUCGAUACAGGAGGCGACGCCGUGGACAUGCUGGAUCGGCAGGGCCAAGCUAAGACAGACAGACAGACACAUCGACCAAAUCAAGAAGGGGUGGAAAAUAUGGGCCGAGGGAUGAAUUGAUGAGUGGUGUCGUGUGUCUGCGGUGGCUACCCAUAUUCUUGGAACUUCUUGACCACCAUGGCGACCACCUUGCCGUGGACAUCGCACACGGGUGCGCCGGACAUGCCGGGGAUGGUGAUCAUGCCCAUCUGAAUGAACCGGAUCCGCUGCCCCUCCUCCAACUUGCGAAACGACUGGACGAACGGCAAGCAUAUUUAUGUAUGUGCUGUAUCAUAAUCCGCUGGUGAUGGUGUCUGCUGAGCCACGUACUUGUCUUGGUUGGCUGACGGUGCCCAUGACAGCUACUGGCUCGUCGCCGUACUGAUGCACAAGACAGACAGACAGACACACAGACACACAGAGGAAGGGUGCGGUGCAUCCGCCAUACAUGACGGAGGCUGACUGAUCGAAUUACCUGUGUGGUGCCAUAGGUGACGACCCACUCUCCCUGCCGAGGACGCUCACGGAGGUUGGCUGCACCAGUCGUUCCGUCAUGUCAAGUGAAUGAAUGGCAUACGAGAUUGAGAGACUGCAGUGUUUUCGUUUCUUUGAAGUACUUACCGAAAGUCACGGCGGGGAGCUGCAGGGGCUUGGGGGGCAUGAUCUGAAGCACCGCCACAUCAGCAUCUGGAGUGAGUGGAAAAAAUCGACAGGCAGCAGCGUCUCGUCUCCCGGACCGCAGAUCAAUGAGGGUGUGGUGCGGUUCUUACCGCUGCUUUUGCCCCUGACGUUGGCCCUGAACCACCUGCCGUCGCUCAUGCGGACGAAGUACUGGAAACCGCCAGGCGUCCCGGGCGGCGGCUGGGCCUGACACGACACGUGGAUGUAAGCCAUCACAUCGACGCAUCCACACACGGCACCUCAAUCAAUGCUUGUGGUUCCCUCGCUCCCCUUACCUCAAAGAGAUGGCCAGCAGUCAGCACAAAGCCUGAUCGCAAACACACCCCACAUGAUAUCAUAAUGGGUCGAUCGGCGGGGCCCCCACCUUCCCCUCCCUCACUCCCCCCUCCCUGCCUGGCUCAUGCACCGCACCUUCCGGCUUGUAGAUAAAGCCCGAGCCCAGGUAGAUGGCGUCCUUGAGGGGCUGGUGCCGCUCCGCAGACGCAUAUAUCCUGACCAUUGCAGGCCGCAGCUGGUCAAACAAGUGGGCGAAACCCGACUGGAAGUCCAGCAUCCCAACCGAUGCAGACGGGGGGGACGAGGGGGGGCUUUCGGUUGCUGAUGGCUCCUCGCAGCGGCAAGCAGAUGGGCGUUGAGAGGGGGACAGCCAUGACAGAAGCAGUAACACAGCAGCCAUACCGGUCAGUGGGAAGAGGAUGGAGGGGGCGUCUGCUGUAGGGUCCCAAGAUGCUUCAGAGCCACACGGGAGGAGGCGAGGAUGGUGCUGAUAGCAGAGUCGCCUCCACGCUGUUUCGUGCUGCUGCGGGAGAGGGCCACGCAUCCAUCGGGUCACUGCACCCGUCACGUGUGGAUGUGUUUGGUCGUCGCAGCGGGGUGUUGCAUCGCAGCUGGGCUGCCAUGUCGUUUGCUGCUGCAGGUGCUGGCUCCGCAGCCUCCCCAGAGCUGCCAGCACCCUCCUCCGAGCGCCGACGGGAAGAGCCGUCCUCAUCCAGUCAACAAGGAACGGAGAUCUUUGAAUAAGACGAACGAUUCGUGGGCAGGUGAGCCGUAGGGAAGCGCUCUGCGUG